Messenger RNA from Entamoeba dispar SAW760, 2196 nucleotides. RefSeq lists its product as uncharacterized. The coding region runs from base 1 to 2196 and encodes 731 amino acids. The transcript has 3 exons. The record is from RefSeq and is a predicted model, not a curated record. Gene Ontology annotation, molecular function: protein kinase activity; ATP binding; protein binding. NCBI's taxonomy places the organism in Eukaryota, Evosea, Mastigamoebida, Endamoebidae. Gene Ontology annotation, biological process: protein phosphorylation.
AUGAGUAAAGGAGGAUCAGAAACGAAUUUAUUGAGAAUAGAAGUUCUUGAAGGACAGCAUUUAUUUGUUAGAGAAAAUACAAGUGGAGAAGCUACAUUGGUUAUUUCAGUAGAAAAAGAAAAGAAGAAAAUUAAAAUAAACAGAAAAGAUAAUCCUAUUCCAGGGACACCAAAUAAUAAGAUUGAAAUAGGAAAAAUUCCAAUGGGAGAACAUGAAAUUCAAUUUUUAUUUACUGAUGCAGAAAAGAAACAACCAGCAAAACAUUAUAGAUGUAGUAUUUCAAUGACAGAAUUAUUACCAUAUAAUACUAAUCAUGUUAAAGAAUUAGAAUUUGAAAAUGAAGUUAAUAAAGAUGAUGAACAAAAACCAAUAUUUAAAAUAUCAAUGUUUUUGUUUCAACAAAGAGAUAGUAAAGCAGAUAAAGCUAUUUUAAAGAAAGCAGGGGCAUUAAUAAUUGCUACAAAUAAUUCUGAUUUAAUGUUAAUUAUGUCAGCAUUAGAAUUACCAAAAAUAGAUGUAAAUAUGUGUGAUAAAGAAGAGAAAAAUACAGCAUUACAUAUUGCAACGAUGAAAUCAACGAAUGAACAUAUUUUAUUAACAUUAUUAAAAGAUCCAAGAAUUGAUGUUAAUGUUAAAAAUAAAGAUGAUAAUACACCACUUCAUUAUUUUUGUUUAAAUUUUUCAAAUCCAAAUUGUGAAGAAGCAUUUUCAUUAUUUCAACAAAGAUCAGCUAAUAUGAAUGCAAAAAAUAAAAUUGGAGAAACACCAUUACAUAAAGCAGUAUUUAAUAAAUGUAUUAGAUUAAUUUUAGUAGAAUUAUUAUUAAAAGCAGGAGCAGAAGUUGAUGCAAGAACAAAAAAUGGAUCAACAGCAAUGCAUUAUGCAAUGUAUAUGGAAAGAACAGAUCUUAUUUCAAUAUUAUUAGAAAAUAAUGCAUCAUUAGAAAUUAAAAAUGAAAAAGGAGAAACACCAUUAUCUAUUGUUAGUAAAUCAAAAAAUCAAUCAUUUCAAAAUACAGUAAAAUAUUUUAAAGAAGUUAUUGAAUAUUUAAAAGGAAUUAAUGUUGAUACACAAGAAAUUAAAAAAUUUAUUCAUAAUAGAUUAUUUAAAUGGAAAUUAAAAGAAAUAACAGCAAAACAAUUAGAUAAAAUAGGAAUUAAAACAAUUGGAAGACAAAGAGAAUUAAUGAAAGAAUUUAAAAAAAUAGAAGAUAUUGAUCCAGCAAAAUUAAGUGAUAAAACAAUACAAAUUGAAUCAGAAGAAAAAGAAAGAGAAAAAUUAAUAAAUAAUAUAAUAUCAAGUUCUAAAUUUUUAUAUAAAGUAGAAUAUACAGAAUUAAUUGGAACAGGAACAUCAGGAAAAGUAUUUAAAGGAAUUUUAGAAGGAAAAAUAGAUGUUGCAGUUAAAACAUUAAAAGCAGGAUCAUUAAAAGAAGUUGAAGAAUUUCAACAUGAAUUUGGAGUUUUAAGUAAAUUAGAUCAUAAAAAUAUAGUAAAAUUUUAUGGAGUUUUUCAAGAUGAACAUCAAAAAAUGAUGAUGGUUAUGGAAUAUUGUGAUAAAGGAAGUUUAUAUGAUGUAUUAAGUAAAGGAGAUUUAAAAAUGAAAUUUGAAACAUUAUUUGAUUUUAGUGAACAAAUAGCUAAAGGAUUAGAAUAUCUUCAUAAUAAAAAUAUUUUACAUAGAGAUUUAAAAUCAUUAAAUAUUCUUGUUCAAACAAAAAUAAAUGAAAAUGGUCAAGAACAUUUAAUUUUAAAAAUAUGUGAUUUUGGUUUAUCUAGAUUUAAUAGUACAGAUAAUUUAAAUACUUUACAAAAAUUACGUGGUACUUAUGCUUAUUGUGCUCCUGAAAUUUAUUUUAGUCAACCUUUUACUGAUAAAUCUGAUAUUUUUAGUUAUGGAAUUAUUUUAUGGGAAAUGACUUAUAGAACAAUUCAUCAAAAAUAUCAAAGACCUUAUCAAGAAUUCCCUGAUAUUAAAUUAGAUGUUCAAAUUAUUUUAAAAUCAGCUACUUUAAAUCUUAGACCUACUAUUCCUGCUUCUACUCCUUUGUCUUUAACUAAUUUAAUUAAACAAUGUAUCAUUAAAGAACAAGAUGGAAGACCUUCUUCUACUGAUAUAUUAAUGGAUAUUACUAAAAUGAAAAAAGAAUAUGAGUGUAAUCCAUCUGCUUGGGAUACUUGUAUCAUUUCUAAUUGA